Molecule: messenger RNA, 1517 nt
Organism: Centruroides sculpturatus (bark scorpion)
Lineage: Eukaryota; Metazoa; Arthropoda; Arachnida; Scorpiones; Buthidae
Product: histone-lysine N-methyltransferase 2C-like
Exons: 8
Coding region: 76-1035 (319 amino acids)
Biological process (GO): positive regulation of transcription by RNA polymerase II
Cellular component (GO): MLL3/4 complex
Molecular function (GO): transcription coactivator activity; histone H3K4 methyltransferase activity; histone binding
Source: RefSeq, a predicted model, not a curated record
GUUAGAAAUUUAACUCUACUUUGCCCUCAACAUAUUUCUCAAGCACCUAUUAUAUCUGAUACAGAAGCAAAUUGUAUGAUGUGUGAUAUGCCUGGAAAUAUUGCAGAAUUAUUAUUUUGUACUAGUUGUGGUCAUCAUUAUCAUGGUUCUUGUCUUGAUCCAGCAAUAGCAGUGAAUGCUGUUGUAAGAGCUGGAUGGCAAUGUCCAGAUUGUAAAGUUUGCCAAACAUGUCGUAGACAACCAGAAGAUGAUAAUAAGAUGCUUGUAUGUGAUACAUGUGAUAAAGGUUACCAUACAUUUUGUCUGAAACCAAUGAUGGUUACUAUUCCCAAAAAUGGAUGGAAAUGCAAGAAUUGUCGAAUUUGUGGAGAUUGUGGAGCACGCACUCCUGGAAGUGGUCCUAGUUCACGUUGGCACAUGAAUUAUACUGUUUGUGAUAGUUGUUAUCAACAAAGAAAUAAAGGUGUAGCGUGCCCAUUAUGUGGAAAAGCUUAUAGACAGUUUAGUCAAAGAGGAGAAAUGGCCCAGUGUAGAGUUUGUAGAAAAUUUAUUCAUGUAGAUUGUGAUCCUAGAAUUGAUCAGUUCAAAGAUUGUGGUACUAUGGUUCCUUAUAUUUGUCCUGUUUGCAGUAGCCCUUCUUCACAAACAAACAUGUUAAUGAAGGACAUGGAUAUUUGUGCAAGAGCAAAAAUGAGAGAAGAUAAUACUAUUUCUCCACAUUUGGAAAGUGUUUUGGGUGGUUCAAAAGAUUCAUUUGGAACUGUUAAUGAGGAUUCUGUUUCAAGUAUAGAUAUGGAUUUAAAUAUAUCUGAAAAAUCAAUGAAUUAUGUUGGUCAACCUAUGGCAGUUAUAAAUUACCAGAAUGAUAUUUCUCAGUCAUACGAUCCUACAGUAUUAACUUAUCAUCUUCCAAGACAUCUUCCUAUCGGUGGAAAAUUUCCAGGCAAGAAAAGAAUGGGUGUUGGAAGACCAAGAGUAUGUAUAUUAUUUGUAACAAAACUAUGCAUGUAUGAAAUUUGUAUUGGAAUUUUUUAAAACAAUAUCAAAUGUUUUUUAAGUGACAAAGCUAUAUGUUAAAGACAGUUACUAUUUGUAAUGAUAUUUGGAGAAAAUUACAAUAACAUAUAUUGCAGUAUUUUGAAUACUAAAUCUAUCAAUUAUGAAAAACAUUCUAGCUGCAGGUUUUUAAUGAUUAAAAGUUUUCUAUUAAUAAUAAAUAAAUAAAUAAAUAAUAUACAGUGGGUGAUUAGUUAACGAACAGUUCAGACUGCAAACAAAUUGGACAACAAACACCUCACAGAACAAAUACCAGAAGAAGCAAUGCUGUGUUUAAGAUUUGUAAAACUAUAUUUUAAUGGCAUCUAUGAAUGGCUUAUGGAACAAAACUUUCACAGUUGUAUACAUAAUCUUUUCUGCACUACUUAAUUUGUUUUCUGAAUUUUUGUAAGUGCUUUUCUUAGCUUUUAAUUUUAAAAACUGAUAAUAUUAUGAGACCUAAAAAAAGUGGAGUGUCAAGA